Helobdella robusta is the source of this 3360-nucleotide messenger RNA. RefSeq lists its product as hypothetical. The transcript has 24 exons. The annotation marks the transcript as partial. Gene Ontology annotation, biological process: positive regulation of cell population proliferation; multicellular organism development; protein phosphorylation. The record is from RefSeq and is a predicted model, not a curated record. Gene Ontology annotation, cellular component: signaling receptor complex; basal plasma membrane. NCBI's taxonomy places the organism in Eukaryota, Metazoa, Annelida, Clitellata, Rhynchobdellida, Glossiphoniidae. Gene Ontology annotation, molecular function: transmembrane receptor protein tyrosine kinase activity; ATP binding.
UGUCCAGGGACCACCUACCGCCACGCUUACGAAGCGCACCACAAAAAUUACUACGAGUUUCUAAAACAGCGCUACACCAAUUGCAACAUUGUGGACGGCAACCUAGAGAUCAACUUUCUCGUGAAGAGGCAGGACGGUUAUCAGGAGGAUGAAGAAGCCGGCUUCGACCUCGGCUUCCUCAAAGAUAUCAAGGAGGUAACAGGCUACGUGAUGAUCCAGUAUAACGAGAUCUUCCACCUGAACCUCAGCUCGCUGCUGCUGAUACGAGGGCAGCAGCUCUGCAACUGCUUCGUCGUCAGCGUCUCCAGCUUCGUCAACAACUGCAGCCUCUUCAUCCCAGUUAUUAUAAUGGCUCAUUUGUCCUUCUCCAACUGCCCAGAAAUUAGCAGAGGGGACGUGAUGAUAUACAACAACGGAGCCUUGCGAUUUGUGGACACCGUCAAUUGGGUCGACGUCUUAAGUGAUGGUAGCAGCAGAGUUUUCAUGAGCCGCAACAAUGCCAUUUGUGAGUUAGGAUGUCACCCCUCUUGCGAAUGCCACCCAUCAUGUGCGGACCUAACUGGACAGCCCUAUUGCUGGGGUCCAGGCCCUGAGAUGUGCCAUCGACUAACAAAGGUGCACUGCGAAUGCGACAACAGGUGUGAGCCCAACUCGACAGUGAGGUGCUGCAGCAAGGAGUGUGCGGCCGGGUGUUCGGGUAGUAGCAGGAAGUGUCUGGCAUGCAAAAACUUUUACAACGAUGGCGUAUGCGAAGAAAACUGCCCCGUCCAACAUAUCUACGAUUCACCACAAUACAAAACGCUAGAAAACCCCAAGCAUAAAUAUGCAUACGGAUCUACUUGCGUUAAGCCAUGUCCAAACCACCUACUCAUGGAUAAACAGGCUUGCGUUAAACACUGCGCGGCAAACAGCAUGAUCGUCGGGGAUAGCUGCGUCGAGUGCGGAUCCGAUGGACAAAAACCUUGUCUCGUCGAAGGGGUUGCAGUCAAUGCCAGCAGUUUCAUAGGCUGUCAAGUGGUGGAUGGGAACCUGAUGUUUGACGAUUUUACGUGGAACGGCGAUGUAUAUUUGAAUUUAUGUCAUAAAUUGUUUCUGUCACAUGUUUCGGAAGAAUGGAAGUACCUGGAAAGUGUUGAGGAAGUCACGGGAUUCGUCAGGAUGCAUUUUCGCACUUCAAAUUACGAGAGUUUAUCAUUUCUGAAAAAUUUGAAAACAAUCAGAGGGGUCUUCUUAGAUGAGCUCGGCCAUUCUCUGGGCAUCGCUGCAACAAACUUCACAUCCCUUGGUUUGGAUUCACUGACAGCCAUCAAGUACGGCAACGUGAAGAUUAGUCGGAACAAGAAAAUGUGCUACGUUCAAUCCAUCAAUUGGUCAGCCAUCUUGAAAAGUCCAGACGAUCAGAGGGUCAUAAUUGGCAACAACAAUAAUAAUUGCGAGAGUGAGGGCAAGUUGUGCCACCCUGAAUGUUCAGAUGAUGGUUGCUGGGGACCAGGUGAUCACCAGUGCAUCUCAUGCAGAAACUUCAAAUUUCAAAACAAAUGCGUCCUCAGUUGCCAAUCAAUUCCUCUGGCUUACGCUAGUUCGAACACGACCUGCAGCCUCUGUCACGAACAGUGCUUGGAUACAUGUGAUGGACCGGGCGCCGAAAACUGCACCACAUGUCGAUUCGUUCGUGACCGCGACACUUGUACAACCUCCUGUCCAAAAACAAAAUAUACUGACAAAAAUAACCAUUGUCAAAAUUGUCACAAAAAUUGCGGAGAAUACGGGUGUACAGGUCCGCUGAACAACAUCGGAGCGAAUGCGUGCAACUCUUGCGAUUUAGUUUCGUUUGAGAAGGUUGGCGACUCUCUAAAUGCCACCUCGUGUAUGCCCAUCACGAAGAUGUGUGCCACCGGCUUGUACAGGACAAUACUGAUUGACUACCCAUCCAACCACUCUCUUCAUCGAAAGCAGGGCUGCAAACCAUGUCAUCCGGAAUGUCUGGCGUGUUGGGAUUAUGGGACUUCCACAAGUUACUGCCACCCGUGCAAGCAUUUCAAGGAAGAGGACAAAUGUGUUAGCAGCUCUAUAAAAAGAAAAAACGUCGAAGAUUAUGACGAGAGGUCCUGCCUGCCGUGCCACACAAGCUGCCUUACGUGCUACGGUCCUGACCCCCACCAGUGCUACACCUGUAAGCACUACAUCGUCUACCAUGACUAUCAGAAUAAGGAGCUAGGGUUCAACUGUUCGGAGAACUGUCCGGCAAAUUUACCGCACAAACUUGCGCGUGAUGUCAACGGCAUGAAAAUAACCGAAUGUGUCGAAGAUGAUUAUGCCAGUAAAACCGGCAGAAUAUUGGCCAUAGUGCUGCCGAUCUGCAUUUUAACGGUCAUAGCGAUUGUGGCCAUCUCGCUUGGCGUAGUAGCCUAUAAGAAGAGCAAGGCAAAGACCAAAAUCGCGAUGGCCGCUGUUAAUUUGCUGAAUGGGAUAGAAGAUAUGCCUCUCAAUCCAUCGGGCCUGCGGCCAAACAUGUCCCGUUUGAAUAUCAUCAGCGAAUCAGAGCUGAGAUUGGGUGAGAAAAUAGGCCAGGGUGCGUUCGGAUCCGUCUUUAAGGGCGUAUGGACACCAAGUAAAAAGAACGUUCGCGUGUAUGUGGCGAUUAAAAUCCUACACGAGACCUGGUCUAACACGGAUGUCCGACAGCCUGACUACUUGAGCGAGGUGGAAAUUAUGUGCAAUGUCAAGAACGAAUACUGUGUGCAGAUCCUGGCCGUGUGUCUGGCGAGUAAGACGAUGAUCGUCACGCAGCUCAUGCCCUACGGCUGCAUGCUGGACUUCAUCAGAGACAAUCAAAACAAUCUCGGCUCCAAGGUGCUUCUCAACUGGGCUAGACAAAUUGCAUCUGGUAUGGCCUACCUCGAGGAGGUGAGGAUCGUUCACAGGGAUUUGGCGGCAAGGAAUGUUCUAGUGCAAAACGACAACCAUGUACGCAUAACUGAUUUCGGACUUUCAAAGUUGUUGGAUGCAGGCACUAACAUCUACUACUCCAAAGGGGGGAAGAUUCCAAUCAAAUGGCUGGCCCUGGAGUCCCUCCGACACAAAAAGUUCACCCACUCGAGUGAUGUGUGGAGUUUUGGAGUAACACUAUGGGAGAUGUUUACAUUUGGUGACAGCCCGUAUGAGAAUGUUAAAUCUGAAAAUAUGGUGGAAGUUUUGGAAAAGGGUGAUAGACUGGCCCAACCAACGAUAUGUACCAUUGAUGUUUACAUGGUUAUGAUUAAGUGCUGGCUGGUGGAUGCCGACAGCAGACCAACAUUUUCUAGCCUUGUUGAAACAUUCUCCCACAUGGCUGAAGAUCCGACCAGAUUCCUCUUCAUC